AUGAAGCUGGCUGGAGCUCUCGUGCUGCUGGGGGCCGCCCUGCUCCUGACCUCAGGGGGAGAUUGUGACGUGUGUCCAGAUAUAGCAAAGGAGGCUCAUCUGUUUCUUAAUGGGAAUGUAUCCGACUUUGUUAAUUUCAUCAAACAAUACAACUCUCACCCUUUGCUACUGAAAGUUGCUAAAGAGCUGAAGACAUGUGUGAACAACAAGUUGACAGAGGACAACAAAAAGCACGCGACAGCUUUGCUGGUGAGUCUCUUAACUUCCUCCCGCAGCUGUGCUUGGGCCUCCUAA
Messenger RNA from Acomys russatus (golden spiny mouse), 294 nucleotides. Its product is annotated as major allergen I polypeptide chain 1-like. The coding region runs from base 1 to 294 and encodes 97 amino acids. NCBI's taxonomy places the organism in Eukaryota, Metazoa, Chordata, Mammalia, Rodentia, Muridae. Gene Ontology annotation, molecular function: steroid binding. Gene Ontology annotation, cellular component: extracellular region. The transcript is spliced from 3 exons. The record is from RefSeq and is a predicted model, not a curated record.